AUGCCAGAAUUAAAGGAUAUUUACGAGCUCAUCGCCAAUGCUGAACUGAAAGUACGGGAGCACAACUUCGAAGAGUCGAUAAAUGUGUACCUAGAGACAGUGAAACUUAUAGAAGAGUUUGAGUCCAAAAACAAGGGAUUUGACCAAGUUGAAGAUGUCAAGACCGCAAUCGAAUUGCUCAAGAUCGACAUUGAAAGUAAAGUAUGGGAACUCCAACAAUUGAACUUGCGAGCAAAGACGCCAGCUGCGAAGCCCGACAAUGUGGCAGCGGUGAAAAACCCCAUGACUACAACGGAAAGUCCCCAGACGUUCGUUGAAAACGUUCUGAAUUUAGUGCGAUCAAAGACAGAAUUGAAGCCAGGAGCCUCAGUCCACGAUCUGGAGACCGGAAUAGCAGCAGAGACAACACAGUUGUUACGGGGUCUUUCGUGGGUCGACCAACAGAGAUCCAAGGAAUACGAAGCCAGAAUCGAAGAAUUGUGCACUGAAAACAAGCAACUGACAACGCAAAUCCAUAAACUGAAAGAACGCUGGGAUAGUCUUGUGGAAAGCGCACGUCAGAAAAGAAACCAGCAAAAUGACUAG
Molecule: messenger RNA, 585 nt
Organism: Lachancea sp. 'fantastica'
Lineage: Eukaryota; Fungi; Ascomycota; Saccharomycetes; Saccharomycetales; Saccharomycetaceae
Source: the annotation of a GenBank genome assembly